AUGGACUAUAAAGUUAUAGUGUUGGUGCUUCUAAUAAAAGUUGUGACUGGACGUAUUGAAAUUGAUAUAAAUGUGGAUGAAGAUGAAAAAGUUAACAUAAGCUAUUCAGGAUCGGAGUUAAAUUUAAUAUCGGACAAUGACAUCAAUCUGUUCAAAGUACAAAGAUUACAUAAUGCUGUGAAACAACAUUUAGGGAAGGAGCCCAAAGAUGUCUACCUUCGCAGUCCAACGCCUUGGGGAGAUCUGUACAAAACAUACAGCUGGCAGCCAGUGAUGCGACUUCUAUCGAUUAAAUCGGCCAGAGUAACGCGCAUGACAAUGGAACCAGUCAUAGUGCUGUCACAUGACUUUGAAAACUUAUCGAAUCAAACGGUAAAAGUUAAUACAGGGAUCACACAGAGUGUGGAAAAUACUCUAACAACAAGUUGGUCUAAGGAAAAAGAAUAUACGGUUUCGCAAGAGAUUGAAUACGAGUUUAACGUUGGAUUUUCAAAAGCUAAAGGCGUAACUGGUUUUUCGUUUGCUAAUAGAUGGGGUGUUAGUGAGGAGAAAAGUAAAACCCAAACGAUUGGUUCAAGUAGUGGUAUGGAAACUGAAUUGAAGCCAGGACAAGCUGUGACCGCGGUGUUAUCUGCAAAGGCAGGUUUUUUGGAAGUAGAAGUCAUUCAUAAAGCCAGCCUAGUUGGGAAUUUGGCUGUGAAUUAUAAAAGGCCCUACAGGGGUCAUCACUUUUGGGGUCCAUUGAUCCAGGAUGUUAUGAAGUCUGGGAAUGUGGACAAUGAGAAGACCAGUAUAGAGAGAAUUAAGUUCGGUUUCCAUGUGCACGCGUUUUUGAAGGUGUAUGACAAGGAAACUGGAUUGCCUGUAUGA
Messenger RNA from Spodoptera littoralis (African cotton leafworm), 870 nucleotides. The record is from the annotation of a GenBank genome assembly. NCBI's taxonomy places the organism in Eukaryota, Metazoa, Arthropoda, Insecta, Lepidoptera, Noctuidae.